AUGGAUUCUCUCCAAAACCCUCCCUCCUCUUCUUGUCCUUCGCUCACCUUCUAUUCCUCCUCCUCCUUCUUCUUCAAAUCCCAAUUACAAGCUCAUUUCCAUCUCCUCGACCCGCUCGACUCCUCCGAGUCGAAUCACUCUUUCCUCGCCCGGCACGCUCCCUCCGUGCUUGCCCUUCUCUGCGUGGGAAGCACCCGAGUCUCCUCAGAAACCAUUUCCCUUCUUCUUUCUUUGAAGCUCGUUGUGGCUUCGAGUGCUGGGCUUGACCACAUCGACUUGCAAGAAUGCCGCCGCCGAGGCAUUGCCGUCACCGCCGCUGGUCAAGCCUUCUCUGAGGAUGUUGCCGGCUUUUCUGUUGGGCUUCUCAUCGAUGUUCUCCGACGAGUUUCAGCCGGUGAUCGGUAUGUUCGGUCCGGGUCGUGGGUGACAAAGGGAACAUACCGACUUGGUGCCAAGCGCAUUGGAAUUGUGGGGCUUGGAAGAAUCGGGUCCGAGGUUGCAAAAAGGCUGCUAGCAUUUGGUUGCAGCGUUGCCUACUGCUCCAGAAAGGUGAAGCCAUAUGUCCCAUUCGCUUACUGUUCCACCGUGAAUGACCUUGCAAAAAACAGCGAUGCUCUCAUUCUUCGUUGUUCUUUGACAGAAGAAACUCACCACAUGAUCGACAACGGUGUCAUGGAGGCGUUAGGGAAGGAAGGAGUGAUAAUUAACAUCGGAAGAGGGGCUCUGAUUGACGAGAAGGAACUGAUGAAGUUUUUACUUUUUGGUGCCAGGGAGAAUCGGUGGAGCGGUCUUGAUGUUUACGAAGGCGAACCCUUUGUGCCGCAAGAGCUGUUUGCGAUGGAGAAUGUUGUGUUGGCUCCUCAUGCUUCUGUUUUCACUCCGGAUUCGUCCGUGGCAUUGCAGGAGCUGGUUAUAGGGAACUUGAGGGAAUUUUUUUCUAACGAGCCUUUGCUUUCACUUACUCAACUUGAAUGA
This is a messenger RNA of Hibiscus syriacus, 975 nucleotides long. Its product is annotated as glyoxylate/hydroxypyruvate reductase HPR3-like. Gene Ontology annotation, cellular component: cytosol. The transcript is spliced from 2 exons. The record is from RefSeq and is a predicted model, not a curated record. The coding region runs from base 1 to 975 and encodes 324 amino acids. Lineage: Eukaryota; Viridiplantae; Streptophyta; Magnoliopsida; Malvales; Malvaceae. Gene Ontology annotation, molecular function: hydroxypyruvate reductase [NAD(P)H] activity; NAD binding; glyoxylate reductase (NADPH) activity.